AUGAAUUGUCGUCGUCAAAUUGAAAUCACUUUUUGGCAAUUGUGUUUUCUAAUAUGUCUUUGUAUUCUUUGUGUCAUAACCGCAUUAUUCGGUUGGUUUCGUCCGAUCUAUACAAAUGAACAUCAGCGGCUCGCGCAUAGAGCUCCGAUUAGAAUAAACAACGUCACAGCAAAUGUAGAUAUACGUCGAUCAUUGUUAUCAUAUCUGAACGAUAUUGGCUCACCACCCAAGCUCAAUAAUCCACAAUCCUAUGUACAAUGGACAUUUCUUCAAAUGAAUGAUGUUUACGAACUGAUACCGCUCGGUGGUGGUAAGAAAGGUGGCUUAGCUCGUGUGGCAACUAUUCGAAAGUUACUCUUGCAAGAAAAUCCGAAUACAAUUACGGUUCUAUCCGGUGAUGUCGUUAGUCCGUCAGCUUUAGGUAAUAGUAUUGUUAAUGGAUCGAUGUUAAAUGGAAAGCAGAUGAUCGCUGCGUUCAAUACACUGGGUCUUGAUUAUGCUACACUAGGUAAUCAUGAAUUCGACUUGCGAGUGGAUUCCUUACGACGUCGUUUGAACGAAUCGAAGUUCGAAUGGAUAGCAUCGAAUGUCUACGAACGUAAUACAACUGUACCAUUUCAUAAUGUUUUACCAUAUAAAAUUAUUACAAUAUCGAAUGUGAAGAUUCUUCUAAUCGGUUUAACAAUUGAUGAUAAUAUGGGUCCAGUACAGACAGGACCUUAUGUAACGAUUACGCCACAACGGACGUUACCAGAGUUCACACAUCAAUAUAUAAAACAUCUUCGCGAAAAGUUAAGAUUAAAAUGGGAUGUACUGAUUUGUUUAACUCAUUUAAAUAUGCAAAAUGACAUAGAAGUUGUCGAAUCAAAUCUCGAUAUCGAUGUAGUCAUGGGCGGACAUGAGCAUGAGAAUUAUUAUUUAAAACGUGGAUCAAAGUAUACGCCAAUCUAUAAAGCAGAUGAUAAUGCAUUUACAGUUUUUAUCCAUCGAUUUGCGUAUCAACCAAAAACGAAACAACUAUUGAUCUUUUCGAAGUUAACACAAGUCUCACCACGAUUUCACGAUGAACCAGAAACAGCCAGAGUUGCAAACUAUUUCUAUGAAGCUGGUUUACAAGCAUAUCGCGAUGAUGGUUACGUCCCUGAGCGGGUCAUAUGUGUAUUACCAGAGGGCCUCAAUUUCGACGGUCGUUCGGCGGUGAUACGUUCUCAACAAACCCAUCUAACACGUGCAUUAUGCAAUGCAAUGAUAGACGUGGCAAAUACGACAAUAUGUGUUUUCAAUGCAGGUGCUAUUCGCCUGGACGAUCAAAUUAUGGGUACAAUAACUCAAUACGACAUCUUACGUUGUUUACCAUUUCCAACGAACAUUAUCUCGGUACGUGUGAAUGGUGUAACAUUGGUGAAGGCGUUGAAUCGUGGCUUGAUGAAUAUCAAUACGGGAAUGUUUAUAUCUUAUACCGGUUUAGAAUAUGAUGCUGUGUUAGAGAAAUGGUUUCUUCAUCCACAUCGUCAACCGCUUGAUGAUGAAAAUCUGAUUUUAACAAUUGCUACAAUACCUUAUUUUGUUCAGAAUACCGAAUUAAAACAUGCAUACGAUCAUGUCGCUACGUACAAAACCAUGACGCGUGCUUUUAUUGACUACUUGGAGAAGAUAUAUGUGAAAAAAAUACAUUCUCAUGCAUGA
Adineta ricciae is the source of this 1686-nucleotide messenger RNA. The record is from the annotation of a GenBank genome assembly. Lineage: Eukaryota; Metazoa; Rotifera; Eurotatoria; Adinetida; Adinetidae.